Messenger RNA from Tricharina praecox, 733 nucleotides. RefSeq lists its product as uncharacterized. Lineage: Eukaryota; Fungi; Ascomycota; Pezizomycetes; Pezizales; Pyronemataceae. The record is from RefSeq and is a predicted model, not a curated record. The transcript is spliced from 2 exons. Bases 63 to 713 code for a protein of 216 amino acids.
AUAGCAUUCGUCUUCCUCUCGGCAGGCCUGUCCGCCUCAACCGCGGCGCCGGAAUCCGGGCGAUGAUCCAUACUAUCACUAACGACGCCGUACGAGAACUUCUGCCAAUCGGGCUGGCCGUUUGCCAUGACGCCCUCCUCGCGCGACUUCUUCGGUUGGCCAGGGUUGUUAACAAUCUUGGUGUAGGACGCGCCCUCGUUGCCCGAUCCAAAGCCCAUAUUCUUCUUCACCGCCGGGUCGGCAGCGCCGCUGCCGACAGCUUUCCGUGCUCCGCGGGGCUGGCUAUACGCCUGGAUAGCCUCCUUCGCGGGAGUCUUGGUGGUCGGAAAGCCGUGCGGCGGGGUAUACGGCGGGGUAUACGGCUGCAGCAUCUUCACCUCGACCUCCUGUGCGCCCGGCGCGGACGCAUCCGUCGGCUUCCAGGCCUGGCUGUACGGCGCGGGGUAGAACGGCACCCGUGGGACCACCAAAGGUGGGUACUCCGCGGGAUUGUACCGCUCGUUUUGCCAGUACUUCGGGUAGUUGUCGCCGUAGCCCAUGUUGAUCGGGUGCUGAGGGUACUUGGACACAUAGUUGUGUUGCGGCUUGGGAGCGGGAGCGGGAGCGGAAGAGGAGAGCUCGCUGAAGAAGGCGGCGGCCAGGGCCGCGAGUUGGUAAGGUUUCAUUACUGGAGGUCUUCGGCUGGUGUAGAACAGGGACGAAGAUCGUGGUGAUGUUGAUGGUUGCAGGCUGG